AUGUCAGACGUUCAUAUUGACGCCAACUUGUUCUACAAAAGAUUGGCAAUCUUGCAAAAAACACUAGAGGAUGAGUCAAUCCCACAGGGGUUGGUCAUUGUUGGUGCACGUAGUGAUGACAACACAUACAAGAAAUCUACCGUUUUACAAAAUUGGUUAUUAGGUUACGAAUUUGUUCAUACAGCAAUUUACGUGUCGCCCACUAGAUGCAUUUUCAUCACCUCAGAAGGAAAGGCCAAAUACUUGAGGGGUUUGACUAAUAAACCAGAUACUGUUGAACUAUGGACCAGAACUAAAGAUCCGGAGAGAAAUAAACAAUUGUUUGUCGAUUUGAUUGCUGAUAUGAAGAAAGUCAGUGAUGAAUAUGGCACUAUUUUGAAAGACAAGUAUGAAGGUAAAUUUGUCGAAGAGUGGACUGAGGCAAGCAAGGAUUCGGGGUUCAAAGUUGUCGAUUUGGCGUUAACUUUAUCUAAAGCAAUGGAAAUUAAGGAUUCAGAAGAGUUUGAAAACACCAAAAUUGCUUCGAAUGCUAGUGUAGCUAUGAUGGACACAUUUGUAAAUGCUAUGACUGCCAUUGUUGAUGAGGAUAAGAGGGUCACAAACUCGCAAUUAACUGAUCAAAUCGAGGACAAAAUUGACAAUAAUAAAUGGUACUUGAAGUCUAAAUUGGGAAAAAGUUUACUACAACCAAUCAAAGGUUUCGAUCCAGAGUUUUUAGAGUGGUGUUAUUCACCAAUUAUUCAAAGUGGUAAUGAUUUUGACUUGAAACCAAGUGCAAUUUCUAAUGAAAAAGUGUUGGUUGGUGACGGUGUUAUCUUGUCGUCAAUUGGGUUAAGAUAUAAAUCGUACUGUGCCAAUGUUGGAAGAACUUUUUUAAUUGAUCCAUCAAAGGAAAUGGAGGGUAAUUACGGAUUUUUGUUGAAGUUGCAACAAUACAUUGCUAGCGAGUUAUUAAAGAGUGGUGUCAAGGCAAGCAAGGUAUAUCAAGAUACUUUGGAAUACAUCGCAAAGGAAAGACCUGAUUUGGCAGACAAAUUCACUAAAAAUUGUGGUUGGUUGAUUGGUAUUGAAUUUAGAGAUUCCACGUUUAUCUUGAACGCUAAAUCUGAGAGAGUAUUGACUGAUGGACAAAUAGUUUCCUUAACCAUUGGAUUCCAAAACUUACCAAACAAGAACAAGACUUAUUCCAUUCUUUUGACUGAUACAUAUAAAAUCAGUGUUGAUAAACCAAUCUUGUUGACAAACUACCCAAAAGCACAGCUGGAGGUAUCAUUCUAUUUCAAUGAUGAGGAUGAUGAAAAGAAGGUUAAACCAGAGAGGAAACCUGUUGAAAACCUUGAUGGUUCACAUAAAACCAGGCAUCAAAAUGUCAAUGAAGAUGAUAAAAAUGCUGAAAAGAUUAGACAAGAAACACAAAUGAAAUUACAUGAAAAGAGAACAGAGGAAGGUUUGGCUAGGUUCUCCAAAGCUGAUGCCACUGAUGCCUCCGAUUACAAGCCAAUCUUCAAAAAAUAUGAAUCGUAUGUACGUGAAUCCCAAAUUCCAAACAGCGUGGCAGAUUUGAAGAUUCACAUUGACUAUAAAAAUCAAACUAUCAUAUUGCCAAUUUCUGGAAGACCAGUUCCAUUCCACAUUAAUGCUUACAAGAGUGGUUCCCAAAAUGAAGAAGGUGACUACACCUAUCUUAGAUUGAAUUUUAACUCCCCAGGAGCUGGUGGUAAUGUAACUAGAAGAGCAGAAUUACCAUAUGAAGACUCACCCGACAAUACAUUUUUAAGAUCUAUCACCAUCAGAUCUAAAGAUCGUGAUCGUAUGGUUGAUGUUUUUAAAGCAAUUCAAGAUUUGAAGAAAGAUUCAGUCAAGAGAGAACAAGAAAAGAAACAAAUGGCUGAUGUUGUUGCUCAAGCAAAUCUUGUUGAAUUAAAAGGUUCAAGAAUGAAGAAAUUGGAAAAUGUGUUUGUAAGACCUACACCGGAUACAAAGAAGAUUGGCGGUGUUUUACAAAUCCAUGAAAAUGGUUUACGUUAUCAAUCAAGUUUCAAAAUGGAUCAAAAGAUUGAUAUAUUAUUUUCCAACAUCAAAAACUUAUUUUUCCAACCAUGUAAAGAUGAAUUGAUUGUUCUUAUACAUUGUCAUUUGAAAAAUCCGAUCAUGAUUGGAAAGAGGAAAACUUUUGAUGUUCAAUUUUAUCGUGAAGCUAGUGAUAUGGCGUUUGAUGAAACCGGUGGUAGAAAGAGAAAAUAUAGAUAUGGCGAUGAAGAUGAAUUGCAACAAGAACAAGAAGAAAGAAGAAGAAAAGCAUUAUUGGAUAGAGAAUUCAAACAAUUUGCUGAAUUAAUUGCUGAUAGUUCUAAUGGACUUGUUGACUUGGACAUACCAUUUAGAGAAUUAGGUUUUCAAGGUGUUCCAUUCAGAUCCUCAGUAUUGUGUAUUCCAACGAGAGAUUGUCUUGUUCAAUUAAUCGAUCCACCAUACUUGGUUGUGGCUUUAGAAGAAGUCGAAAUUGCCCAUUUGGAAAGAGUUCAAUUUGGAUUGAAAAAUUUUGAUUUAGUAUUUGUGUUUAGAGAUUUUGCUAAACCGGUUGUUCAUAUAAACACUAUUCCAAUGGAAUUACUAGAAGAUGUGAAAAAUUGGUUGACUGAUGUUGAUAUCCCAAUUAGUGAAGGUCAAAUGAAUUUGAAUUGGGCCCAAAUUAUGAAGACUGUUCAAGCUGACCCUUACCAAUUCUUUUUAGAUGGUGGGUGGUCUUUCUUGACCGGUACUGGAGAAUCGGAUGAAAGUGAAGAUGAAGAACAAGAGAGUGAAUUUGAAGCCAGUGAUGAAGAUCCAGAGGAUGAAAGUGAAGAAAGUGAAGAGUAUGGAAGUGAUGAAGAAAGUGAUUUUUCAGGUAGUGGAAGUGGAAGUGAUGCAGAGAGUGAAGAAAGUGGUGAAGAUUGGGAUGAAAUGGAGAGAAAAGCCGCCAAAGCUGAUCGUCAAGCAGCAUUUGACUAA
This is a messenger RNA of Lodderomyces orthopsilosis Co 90-125, 2991 nucleotides long. It is a transcript of the gene CDC68, whose product is annotated as chromatin-remodeling protein. NCBI's taxonomy places the organism in Eukaryota, Fungi, Ascomycota, Pichiomycetes, Serinales, Debaryomycetaceae. Bases 1 to 2991 code for a protein of 996 amino acids. Gene Ontology annotation, cellular component: FACT complex. Gene Ontology annotation, molecular function: nucleosome binding. The transcript has a single exon. The record is from RefSeq and is a predicted model, not a curated record. Gene Ontology annotation, biological process: transcription elongation by RNA polymerase II; positive regulation of transcription elongation by RNA polymerase II.